Molecule: messenger RNA, 233 nt
Organism: Prorocentrum cordatum
Lineage: Eukaryota; Dinophyceae; Prorocentrales; Prorocentraceae
Source: the annotation of a GenBank genome assembly
GCCGAGCGGGCGAGGUCGAGCCGGCUGCAGGCCGAGGCCGACGAGGCCCGCCGCUGGGCCUCGGAGCGGCUGCGCGAGGCGGCAGAGGAGCUGCACGCCGCGCGGGCCGAGCGCGACGAGGCGACGGGCCAGGCAGGGCGCUGGUCUCAGGAGGUCAGGGAGAAGGAUGCGCAGCUCCAGACCUUGCGCUUUCGCCUCGACGCGAUGUGCACCGACGGCGACCAGCUCUCGAG